CCUCCUCUUUGAAAUCCCCGCGAUACUCUUGUUUUCCGUAGCAACAAAACAAAGACUGUUUCAGAGAGUUAUAUUUUCAAUCAGUAAGCGUUAUUUGACAGUAAUACCGGGAUAUUUUACAUUUCAGAAGAUACUUCAAUAAGCAAAGAUGAGUCAACGUCAGGUUUUACAAGUAUUUGAGCAAUAUCAAAAAGCUCGUACUCAGUUUGUUCAAACUGUAGCUGAACUUGCAUCAAGGCCUCAGAAUAUAGAGACCCUACAAAAUGCUGGAGUCAUGUCUCUAUUACGUCCAUUGCUGUUGGAUAUUGUUCCCACAAUUCAACAAACAGCUGCCCUUGCACUUGGACGAUUGGCCAACUACAAUGAUGAUCUGGCUGAAGCUGUCGUGAAGGGAGACAUUCUUCCACAACUUGUUUAUUCGUUGGCAGAGCAAAAUAGAUUCUACAAGAAAGCUGCUGCUUUUGUGCUUAGAGCUGUUGCCAAACAUUCCCCACAGCUAGCACAAUCAGUUGUAGAUUGCGGCGCCCUUGAUGCCCUCGUCAUAUGUUUAGAAGAGUUUGACCCUGGUGUGAAGGAAUCUGCUGCAUGGGCCCUUGGCUACAUUGCAAGGCAUAAUGGAGAGCUAGCUCAAGCUGUAGUUGAUGCAGGAGCAGUCCCCCUGUUAGUGCUCUGCAUUCAGGAACCAGAACUUUCAUUGAAGCGUAUCGCUGCUAGUGCUCUCAGUGAUAUCUGCAAACACUCCCCUGAACUUGCCCAGACUGUUGUUGAUGCUGGGGCCAUUGCACAUCUUGCUCAGAUGAUCUUAAACCCAGAUGCUAAGCUUAAGCGUCAAGUGUUCUCUGCACUGAGCCAAAUCUCCAAGCACAGUGUUGAUCUGGCUGAGAUGGUUGUGGAGGCAGAGAUAUUCCCUGCAGUGCUGACUUGCCUCAAGGACUCUGAUGAGUAUGUCAGGAAGAAUGUAGCUACACUGAUUAGAGAGAUUGCCAAGCACACUCCAGAGCUUGCCCAAUUGAUAGUGAAUGCAGGAGGUGUAGCUGCUGUGGUUGACUACGUUGGAGACUCUAAGGGAAAUGUACGACUACCAGGAAUAAUGAUGCUGGGUUAUGUAGCUGCUCAUUCAGAAAAUCUAGCCAUGGCAGUUAUUGUGUCAAAGGGUGUUGUACAGCUGGCAAUAGCGCUGACAGAGGAGCCUGAAGACCACAUACAAGCUGCAUGUGCCUGGGCCUUGGGCCAGAUAGGACGCCACACCCCUGAACAUGCCAGAGCCGUGGCAGUUUCCAAUGUGCUACCAAAACUAUUGCAGUGCUACUUGAGAACAGAAUCUUCAGAGGAUCUACAGACUAAAUCUAAAAAGGCUUUAAAGAACAUUCUCCAAAAAUGUGUCCACUUACCAUCCUUGGAACCUCUAUUACACGAUGCCCCACCAAAUAUUCUGAAACACGUCGUAGGACAAUUUAGCAAAGUACUUCCCCAUGAUUCCAAAGCAAGGAGACUAUUUGUUACAAGUGGAGGCUUGAAGAAGGUACAGGAGAUAAAGACUGAACCUGGAAGUGCUCUAGCAGAAUACAUUAACACAAUCAAUAACCAAUAUCCUGAAGAAGUUGUCAAAUACUACUCCCCUGGUUAUUCUGAUGCUUUACUCGAACGCCUGGAAGAAUACCCUGCCCAACAAUAGACAACAAUAACAGCAUAUGACAAUAAAAAUAUAAAAUUACAAAAUGGAGAACAAGAUCGAGAGUGCCACAAAAAGAACUCUCUACACUUAAAAAGUGUCUGAUGAUGCCAUUGGAUAUGGGAAUCAUCAAUUGGCAUUAUAAGGCUUUCGAGUUGGAAAACUUUGGGAACUGGGUGUAUAUUUUUAAAAAAAUUUACCUUGGAACAACGCAGAUUCAAUAUCAAUAUUCCUGCAAAAACUUAAUGUGGACAAUCUAGGACGGGUGUUUAAAAAAAAAGAUAUGGUCAUAAUGAGGAUUUUUACUAUUGACUGAAUUUACGAGGGUAACGGAUAGUUGGAAUAAACAAAAGUUGAUCCUUUGUUGUCAUACCACAGUGUCUUCAUCUGUAAAUAUUUUAUACAUAAACCCAUUUUGAUUAAAAUUUAAACAUGGCGCCUGUUUAUUUUUUAAUUUAACUUUGGUAUGAUAACAAGUUUUGGCCUUGGUUUAUGGGCUAUAUGUAAAAUGGAAAUUAUAAUGUAUAAUCGUUAUACAUUAUAUCUAAAAAUUGUUAAAACUGUUUGUAUUGAAUUGCAAUAUUUAUUUGUUUAUAAGAGAAAUAAAAUGUUAA
Molecule: messenger RNA, 2286 nt
Organism: Owenia fusiformis
Lineage: Eukaryota; Metazoa; Annelida; Polychaeta; Sabellida; Oweniidae
Source: the annotation of a GenBank genome assembly